AUGAAAUUAUUAUUAUCUCUUCUAGUUAUCUUUGCCGUUAUGGCAUCAACUGCGAGUGCCUCCAACGAUGGAGUAAAGUGUGACUUGUGUCAAAUUAUUGUAAAGCGUGCUGAAGUUAUGAUCUUGAAGAAUGAAACUCAACAGCAUAUUAUCAACUCUAUGGAGAAGGCAUGCGCUAUGUUACCAUCGAAAUGGUCUCGUCCAUGUGUUGCUUUGGUUGAUUUCUACGGUCCACUCAUCAUCCAAAAGAUUGUCGAGCGUGAGAACCCAAAGGUUGUCUGCCAGCAACUCCGUAUCUGCAAGGUCGGCCAAUGUGAAGAAUCCGGUUUGGAAAUUGAAGAAAUGAUUGAAGAUCAAAUCGAAGAGGAAUUCUCAUGGUUCGAUGAAGAUUUCGAAGAGGAACAAAUGGACUUUGAAUUGGAAGAUGAAGAUUUCGAAACUGUCGAGAACUUGCAAAAGUGGAAGCCACAUAUUCCAGGAAAGAAUAUUAUCAAGAAGUACAAGUGCAAAGCAUGUUCUUUUCUUGUCAAGAAAGCUGAACACUUGGUAAAAGUUAACAAGACAGCCAAGGAGAUCCAACACCACUUGGAAAGCUCAUUUGUUUCGAAUGAAUUAGUAUCGGUUUCAGAUUUAGAUACUAUGUAUAACUCUCACCUUAUACUUCUAGUCAACAUUUAA
Heterostelium album PN500 is the source of this 678-nucleotide messenger RNA. RefSeq names its product saposin domain-containing protein. The transcript has 4 exons. NCBI's taxonomy places the organism in Eukaryota, Evosea, Eumycetozoa, Acytosteliales, Acytosteliaceae. Bases 1 to 678 code for a protein of 225 amino acids. Gene Ontology annotation, cellular component: lysosome. Gene Ontology annotation, biological process: sphingolipid metabolic process. The record is from RefSeq and is a predicted model, not a curated record.